This is a messenger RNA of Gossypium raimondii (Peruvian cotton), 1407 nucleotides long. Its product is annotated as transcription factor RAX2. The transcript has 3 exons. Bases 202 to 1230 code for a protein of 342 amino acids. NCBI's taxonomy places the organism in Eukaryota, Viridiplantae, Streptophyta, Magnoliopsida, Malvales, Malvaceae. The record is from RefSeq and is a predicted model, not a curated record.
GGAAUUACAAGCCCUGUCUUUUGACUUGUGUUUUUUUAUUUUUUAUUUUUAUCUCUCUCUAUUAAUAUCUCCAUCAGUGUCCCAAAACCAAUCUGCACAAAGUCUAUGUUUCGGGGAAAAACUUAAGUAGCCACCAUCACCUUUCACCCCCACAGUUUUGAAAGAAACUUUGUUGGUCUGGUUUUCCAAUACCCAAAGAUCAUGGGAAGGGCUCCUUGUUGUGACAAGGCUAAUGUGAAGAAAGGACCUUGGUCACCUGAAGAAGAUGCUAAGCUGAAAGAGUAUAUACAGCAACAUGGAACUGGAGGGAACUGGAUUGCUCUCCCACAAAAAGCUGGCCUUAAGAGAUGUGGGAAAAGUUGCAGAUUGAGAUGGCUUAACUAUCUCAGGCCUAAUAUUAAGCAUGGAGAGUUCUCUGACGAUGAAGAUAGGAUAAUCUGCACUCUCUUUGCAAGCAUUGGUAGCAGGUGGUCAAUUAUAGCAUCUCAGUUGCCAGGCAGGACUGAUAAUGAUAUCAAGAACUACUGGAACACGAAGCUAAAGAAGAAACUAUUUGGCAUGGUUCCCCAAUCUCAAAGGAAACCUCAUCAGAUUCCCCAUGCUAGCUUUUCAUCUGUUCUACAAUCAUCUUCACCUUCAUCCCCAUCCCCAUCAUCACCAUUACUCUACAAUUGCAGCAACAACACCUACCACACACCAGCUAGAUCUUUUUCAUGCUUUGAAGCAUCAUAUUCCUCAAGUUUCUCAAACAGCAGUGCUUCUUGUGUAAAUGCUGCAUCAGUUCUUCAACCGCAGGAGAGUUUAUUGGGUCAAAUCCAGCAUUAUCAACUGCAUGAUAAUGGUGUCCAAAUGUUUGGGGGGGAAGCUAGUUGUAGUUCUUCUGAUGGGAGUUGCAGCAACCAAAUCAGCCACAACAAAGAAUUAGAGAAUAGCAAUGGUACUGUAUAUGAUGGUGAUCAUCAACAAUUUGGGAUGUACAGUUAUAAUAAUUUCUACAGUGAAGCUGCUGAUGGAAGCCAGAAGCUGAUGAUAGCAUUAAAUGGGGAUCAUGGUACUGAUGGAUGGUCUGAUCAUCAUAAGUCAUCAAAUGGAUUGUUGGAUGAAACUGAAACACCUUUAGAUUAUGGGAUUGAGGGGAUUAAGCAGCUAAUCAGUACUACUAGUACUAGUAGUUGUAACAGCUUUAUUUUUGAUGAAAACAAAGCAGAUGAAAAUCUUCUGUACUAUUGAUCUGACUUUGACUGUGUAAAAUCACAUGGAUUUGAAGGGUAAGUGGAGGAAAUGGGCUCAAGAUUUUACAGAUUUAGAUUUUUUUUUUGGGUGUCCUUUUGGGAAAUGAUGUAAUUUGCUAGCGGCCAUAGAUUUUGACUGCAAUAUUCAGAAAUAAAACAUUAAAUUUCAUGGAAA